Molecule: messenger RNA, 3169 nt
Organism: Drosophila hydei
Lineage: Eukaryota; Metazoa; Arthropoda; Insecta; Diptera; Drosophilidae
Product: kelch-like protein 5
Exons: 7
Coding region: 806-2686 (626 amino acids)
Molecular function (GO): protein binding
Source: RefSeq, a predicted model, not a curated record
UUAACUCCAGCAGUCGAGCUUUGGUUGGCAACGCCAUAACUAGUGACGAUAGCAAGCAAAAUGAAAACAUCAAACGCUGUUAUUGUUGCUGCUCUUGUUAUUGUUGGUCCGCCGUUUGACAAAUGAAAUACAUAAAUAGACAGCUGUAGUUAGUUUUUUGAUAAGUCUAGCAGCAGCAGCAGUAACCAUCGUCCAUUGGUCAGAGCAGUGCGAGGGAUAAAAACAAAGCAAAGCAAAGCAGUGCAGUGCAGCAGCGACAGCGGCGACAGCAGCAGCAGCGCUCAAUUCCCGGACGCAGUAAAAGUUCUUUGUCUGCGCGACGAGGCAGAAGCAGCGACGCUGACUGCGACAGCUCGUACGUGCGUCGCUGUUAAAUUUGCAGUUGUUUGUUGACAUCGAACGGGCGCGACGGUUGAACGCUGUUAUAGUUGGAGUUGGUGUGCGAAUGUGUGUACGCGUCUGCAUGUGUGUCUGCGUCUGUGCCUGUAUAUGUGUGUGCGAGUCGAGAAAUGCAAGUGCAACUAAACAAAGCAACAGCUUACUACGCGCCAUAACAACAUCAGGAGCCUCACAGUCAUUCAAACUAGGCAGUGCAACGCGGACGUGAGCUUCUUAAGUCGCGAACGUAAACAAAAGAAAGCUGGCAAAUUUACUGCUGCUGCUGCUGAUGGUGAUGCUGUUGCUGCUGCAAUUGCAACACGCAACGAAUUGACAUGCACUAAAAAGGAAGACAAACUCAACGAGGGCAGCUAAGAAACCGUUACAAGGAUUUUAAAUAUAAUUUAAAAACAAAAAUAAGCUAAAAAUGUCAUCUGUGAAUGUGAACCAAAAGGAGAGUCCCAGUCGCGAUUCGACGGCCUCAACAUCGGGCCACAUAUCGAUGAUAGCCGAAAAUACGUUGGAAUCACUGUCGAGAGACUAUAGCCUGGUCAGCCUUAAUUCAGCUGGCAGCCAGGACGAGUUCUUUCGCUGCCGCGAUCACGCGGACAGCGUACUGAAGCGCAUGCAGCUGUAUGUAGACAGCCAGCAGCUGUGCGAUGUGGUGCUCAUCGCUGGCAUCGAUGGCAAACGAGUGCCUGCUCACCGCUUGGUGCUAUCUGCUUCGAGCUCAUAUUUUUCAGCAAUGUUUACGGGAUCGCUGCGCGAGACCACGGAGCACGACGUUACCCUAGGCGAGGUGCAUGGCGAUGCACUGCAGCUGCUUGUACAGUAUUGCUAUACGGGGUAUAUUGAGCUGCGCGAGGACACGGUGGAAACGCUGCUGGCGACGGCCUGUCUGCUGCAGCUGAACUCUGUGGUCACAGCCUGUUGCAAUUUUUUGGCCCGCCAGCUGCAUCCAUCCAACUGCCUGGGCUUUGCGUUCUUUGCCGAACAGCAAAGCUGUACGACUCUGUUACGGCUGGCGCAGGCAUACACCUGCCAGUAUUUUAUGCAGGUGUGCCAAAAUCAGGAGUUCUUCCAGCUCAACGCCGAUCAACUGGGCAAGCUGCUGUGCAGCAAUGAUCUCAAUGUGCCCUCUGAGCAAGAUGUCUUCCACAGUCUGAUGUCGUGGGUGCGCCACGAUGCGCCCAAUCGGGAGCAGCACAUUGGCGAGCUGUUGGCUCUGGUGCGGCUGCCAUUGCUGACGCCGGUCUUCAUAAUGGAUCACGUGGAGAACGUAUGUACCACCAAUGAGUGCCAACAGCUUGUGAUGGAGGCCUUAAAAUGGCACCUAAUGCCAGAGCGUCGCUCACGCAUUGCCACCGAACGCACAACGCCCCGCAAAUCGACAGUCGGUCGACUCCUGGCUGUGGGUGGCAUGGAUGCGCACAAGGGCGCCAUCACAAUUGAAAGUUACUGCCCGCGUCUAGACAAGUGGACGCCGUGGAAGCACAUGACCGGUCGACGUUUGCAAUUCGGCGCUGCUGUCAUGGAGGACAAACUAAUUCUGGUGGGCGGACGCGAUGGUCUGAAGACCUUGAAUACCGUGGAGAGCCUCGACUUGAAUACGAUGGCCUGGGUGCCACUCAAUCCAAUGGCAACGCCACGUCAUGGGCUGGGUGUCGCUGUGCUAGAGGGUCCGCUCUAUGCGGUCGGAGGUCACGAUGGCUGGAGCUAUCUGAAUACGGUUGAACGCUGGGAUCCGAGCGCCCGCACCUGGAGCUAUGUGGCGCCCAUGUCAUCGAUGCGUUCAACGGCCGGUGUUGCGGUGCUAGGCGGUCGUCUCUAUGCAGUAGGUGGGCGGGAUGGAUCCGUUUGCCAUCGCUCCAUCGAAUGCUAUGAUCCGCACACAAACAAGUGGACCCUACUCGCCCCAAUGAAUCGACGACGCGGUGGCGUUGGCGUGACUGUCGCAAAUGGUUUUCUCUAUGCUCUCGGAGGUCACGAUUGCCCGGCUAGCAAUCCCAUGGUCUGUCGCACCGAAACCGUUGAACGUUACGAUCCGGCUAACGAUACUUGGACUCUGAUUUGUUCGCUGGCUCUGGGACGCGAUGCGAUUGGCUGUGCUUUGCUUGGCGAUCGUUUAAUUGUUGUCGGCGGCUACGAUGGCAAUCAUGCAUUGAAGAGCGUCGAGGAAUACGAUCCGGUGCGCAAUGGCUGGAAUGAGCUGGCGCCCAUGUCGUUUCCACGUGCUGGCGCUUGUGUUGUUGCCAUACCGAAUGUUAUACCGGCAGCCGUUCCACAGCCGCCGGCCAGUGCACCAUGAUACGAAUUAGAAAAAAAGACAAUGCUCAAGCGCCUGCCUGCCCAGUGACCAGUAACCAGUGGAAAGAAACAAAAAAAUGCAUGCUGCAAGGCUUUCAAAACGCAUUCCCAACUAAAUCGAUUUCUAUUUACAUGUAUAUAUAGAUAUUAUUUACACUUAUCUAUAUUAAUGUAUUCUGAUAUUAUUUUGCUUUAUGUAAUCUCAACACAUAUUCCUGUUAUGUAUGUAUGUAACUUUCAUUGUCUAUCCGGUCGUAAGCUUCAUAUGCAUGCAUGCAUGCAUGCACAUGCAUGUUUUACCUGGUGACAGUUCCAUCAGAUACACACAUAUAUAUAUUUAUAUAUAUUAAUAUAUUCAAACAUACAUACAUACACAUACAUAUAUAAGACUGCGCCAGCCAAAUGGCCUAAACGUAUUUGAUAUACCUACAGAAAUACGUAUAUUUAUAUAUAUAUGCAUGCAUGUGGAGUAUACGACAAAUUA